AUGGACGCCUCUAUGACACAAAUUGAGUGUCCGAUUCAUUCACCAGAGUAUGUGCAAAACUUUAGCUGCCGUUUGCAUAAAAAAUCACCGAAUUCUGGAUCCAAAUCAUUUUCCGCUGAAUUUUCGUUAAGAAAAGAGGUUAAUGACGUCAGAGGCGCGUACGUAUUUUCCUUUAAACAAGGCAAAUCCAUAAUCAACUACACUGCAAUGGAAAUUGACUAUUGUCAGGCACUGUCAGCUCUACAAUCACAAAUUUUGUUUAAGUUGAUUGCCGAUGAGCUGCGACGAGUUUCGAAUUUUCCACUGAACUGUCCUUUUGUAAUGAACAAAAGGUAUUACGUUGAUGAAUUUACCAUCAAUCCAAAGGUUAUACCCAGCUAUACGCCAGAAAUGAUAUUUACUUCGGACUGCAACAUAUUCAUUAAGAAACGUAGAGCCAUGCAAUUAACCAUCCAUGGUCGUGUAGUUCGCCGUUGA
Molecule: messenger RNA, 477 nt
Organism: Drosophila melanogaster (fruit fly)
Lineage: Eukaryota; Metazoa; Arthropoda; Insecta; Diptera; Drosophilidae
Exons: 2
Coding region: 1-477 (158 amino acids)
Source: RefSeq, marked reviewed